Messenger RNA from Phycomyces blakesleeanus NRRL 1555(-), 1053 nucleotides. RefSeq lists its product as hypothetical. The transcript is spliced from 8 exons. The record is from RefSeq and is a predicted model, not a curated record. Bases 1 to 1053 code for a protein of 350 amino acids. Gene Ontology annotation, biological process: acyl-CoA metabolic process; fatty acid catabolic process. Lineage: Eukaryota; Fungi; Mucoromycota; Mucoromycetes; Mucorales; Phycomycetaceae. Gene Ontology annotation, cellular component: peroxisomal matrix. Gene Ontology annotation, molecular function: fatty acyl-CoA hydrolase activity.
AUGAGCCACGCUAGAAGAACAGUCACGUUUGACAUCAAGAAGAAGACAGCAGACUGUGUUGUAUUGGAAGAUGCCCGUAGAAACUCCAAGGAGUAUUCCCAAGAUAUGGCAAAAGUGAUUGCAGUAGAAGAAAUUGAUACCAAUCUGUACAUGAGCAAAGAGCUGUGGGUACCCCUAGGAUCACGCGGUGCAUUUGGUGGACAGGUUGUUGCUCAGGCUUUGAAUUCGGCAUGGUGCACCGUAGGAGACCAAUUCCGGAUUCAUUCUCUUCACAGCUAUUUCAUCUUGCCUUGCAAUGCAGAUAUCCCAGUAAUCUACAAGGUACAGCGACUUCGGGACGGAAAGACUUUUGCUACUCGAUCAGUCACUGCAGUCCAAAGAGGAAAACCCAUUUUUAUUGCUAGCUUCAGCUUCGCAACCCCGGAACAAGGAAUACGAUUAGUGCAUCAGGCGCCAAUGCCAGAUGUGGAAAAGCCUGAAGAUGUGCCUUCAGAGAUCGAAAGAGUAAGAGAAUGGCUCAAUGCUGAUGAUCUACCCACUGCAUUCCGCCAAUAUCUUGAAAAGAGACUCGAAGAUGUUACACCUAUAGAGUAUCGAGAGGUCCACACACACAGUACCGAGGAAAUGCUCAAAGGAACUGUUGAGCCAAGCGCAGUACAGCGUCGCUGGUUCAAGUCUUAUAACAAGCUUGACAGUGACGAUGCCAAACUUCAUGCUUGUUCAAUUGCAUAUGCCUCUGAUAGUGGGCUUAUUAUUACUGCCGCAAGGGCCAAUGGAUACGUCUAUGACACCAUGGGAAUGGUAGUUAGUCUGGAUCACUCUAUUUGGUUUCACACACCAGCCCGUAUUGAUGAAUGGCUUUUGUAUGAUAUGCACAGUCCACGUACAAGUGAAGGUCGUGGUAUUGCAUUUGGCAAAAUUUAUAGCAGGGAUGGUACAUUGGUUGCCACAACAGCACAAGAAGGUCUCGUUCGUUUAUCUGAAAAGGGUCAAAUAUUAGAAAAGCAAAAAACGGACAAUGAAAACGACCCUGCAAACGCCAGUAAACUAUAA